GCACUGGGUCCUUAUGGCUAGCGCGAGGCGGCAGCUGGGCACCGCCAUUUUGGCCGGUGGCCGUAAGAACACGCUGUGUGGUUGAGAAGUGAAGGCAGGAGCUGAUUUGGCGUCUGCGCUCCCCUCCGCAAGGGGAUCGUUUUCUCCAGAAGAAUUGGGUAUUCUUCAUUACAAAUAUGGCGGACAAAUUAACGAGAAUUGCUAUCGUCAACCAUGACAAGUGUAAACCUAAGAAAUGUCGGCAGGAAUGCAAAAAGAGUUGUCCGGUGGUUCGAAUGGGUAAGCUAUUUGGGGGAUCAUUAAGGAUAAAAGAAGGUUUUGCAAGAAAUAAACUGAUUUCAUAGUUCUGUAUGGGCUUUAGCAUAUGCUUUAAGAAAUGCCCCUUUGGCGCCUUAUCAAUUGUCAAUUUACCAAGCAACUUGGAAAAAGAAACCACACAUCGAUAUUGUGCCAAUGCCUUCAAACUUCACAGGUUGCCUAUCCCUCGUCCUGGUGAAGUUUUGGGAUUAGUUGGAACUAACGGUAUUGGAAAGUCAACUGCUUUAAAAAUUUUAGCAGGAAAGCAAAAGCCAAACCUUGGAAAGUACGAUGAUCCUCCUGACUGGCAAGAGAUUUUGACUUAUUUCCGUGGAUCUGAAUUACAAAAUUAUUUUACCAAGAUUCUGGAAGAUGACUUAAAAGCCAUUAUCAAACCCCAAUAUGUAGACCAGAUUCCUAAGGCUGCAAAGGGGACAGUAGGAUCUAUUUUGGACCGAAAAGAUGAAACAAAAACACAGGCAGUUGUAUGUCAACAGCUUGAUUUAACCCACCUAAAAGAACGAAACGUUGAAGAUCUUUCAGGAGGAGAAUUGCAGAGAUUUGCUUGUGCUGUCGUUUGCAUACAGAAAGCUGAUAUUUUCAUGUUUGAUGAGCCUUCUAGUUACCUAGAUGUCAAGCAGCGUUUAAAGGCUGCAAUUACUAUACGAUCUUUAAUAAAUCCAGAUAGGUAUAUCAUUGUGGUGGAGCAUGACCUCAGUGUCUUAGACUAUCUCUCUGACUUCAUCUGCUGUUUAUAUGGUGUACCAAGUGCUUAUGGUGUUGUCACUAUGCCUUUUAGUGUAAGAGAAGGCAUAAACAUAUUUUUGGAUGGCUAUGUUCCAACAGAAAACUUGAGAUUCAGAGAUGCAUCACUUGUUUUUAAAGUUGCUGAGACAGCAAAUGAAGAAGAAGUUAAAAAGAUGUGUAUGUAUAAAUAUCCAGGGAUGAAGAAAAAAAUGGGAGAGUUUGAGCUAGCAAUUGUAGCUGGAGAAUUUACGGAUUCUGAAAUCAUGGUGAUGUUGGGGGAAAAUGGUACCGGUAAAACAACAUUCAUCAGAAUGCUUGCUGGAAGACUUAAACCUGAUGAAGGAGGAGAAGUGCCAGUUCUAAAUGUCAGUUAUAAGCCACAGAAAAUUAGUCCCAAAUCAACUGGAAGUGUUCGCCAAUUACUACAUGAAAAGAUAAGAGAUGCUUAUACUCAUCCACAGUUUGUGACUGAUGUUAUGAAGCCUUUGCAAAUUGAAAACAUCAUCGAUCAAGAGGUACAAACAUUAUCUGGUGGUGAACUCCAGCGAGUAGCUUUGGCUCUUUGUUUGGGCAAACCUGCUGAUGUCUAUUUAAUUGAUGAACCAUCUGCAUAUUUGGAUUCUGAGCAAAGAUUGAUGGCAGCUCGGGUUGUCAAACGUUUCAUACUCCAUGCGAAGAAGACAGCCUUUGUUGUAGAGCAUGACUUCAUCAUGGCAACCUAUUUAGCAGAUCGGGUCAUUGUUUUUGAUGGUAUUCCAUCUAAGAACACAGUGGCAAACAGUCCUCAAACCCUUUUGGCUGGCAUGAAUAAGUUUUUGUCUCAACUUGAAAUUACUUUCAGAAGAGAUCCAAACAACUAUAGGCCACGGAUAAACAAACUCAAUUCAAUCAAGGAUGUAGAACAAAAGAAGAGUGGAAACUACUUUUUCUUGGACGAUUAGACUGAAUCUGAGAAUAUUGAUAAGCCAUUUAUUAAAAGCAACAUUUACUAGGAUUUUUGUCAUAUAAAACUUGAAUCAGGUUUUAUACCCCACAUGCUGUGUACUUUAUGUAACAUCAAAUGCCAGUUGUGUUGUAAAUUACAGUCUAGACAGAAAAUGCCACUUUUCUGUUCUUAAUGAUGAAGCUCUUUUGUGCAUAUUCUAAAAUGAAGACAUUUCAAGCUAUACAAAUUACCUCCAAAGUUUUCAUGACAUAUGGGAAGAUAAUCAGUAGGUGUACUAUAUUCACAUACCAAAUGCUGACAGUGUUGCCCCAUUUAAAAAAUCUUGAGAAAAGGUUCUGUACUUACCUGAUCUGCCAACUAUGCCAGUAUAAUGAAACUGCCCUUAUUUUAAAAGCCAGUUGAACACUCCACUGGUGAGAUUUGAUAAAUAAACAUCAGGAUUACAUUUA
This is a messenger RNA of Otolemur garnettii (small-eared galago), 2439 nucleotides long. It is a transcript of the gene ABCE1, whose product is annotated as ATP binding cassette subfamily E member 1. Gene Ontology annotation, molecular function: ATP binding; iron ion binding; ATP hydrolysis activity. The record is from RefSeq and is a predicted model, not a curated record. The transcript is spliced from 18 exons. Gene Ontology annotation, biological process: translational termination; ribosomal subunit export from nucleus; translational initiation. Lineage: Eukaryota; Metazoa; Chordata; Mammalia; Primates; Galagidae.